AACCGACUCAGUCCCCAACACAGACAGCAGCCACCACCACAGAGACAGACGGCACAGUUCCCUGGACCUGCCACCAACCUGACAGACCCUCAGUCAAGCCCAGAGACGAGGAGCAAGCCCAGAGAGACCGGGACAGACUUAGAGGUGAAUUUUUUUUAAAAGGACGGAGAGGAACGCCGGAUCCUUCUACGGAAAGACAGAGAGACAGCAGUGAGAAUGCAGGUGUGUACCAUUGUGGAGAAGAGUGCUGGGGCCGUGGUGGCAGCAGAGCUGGCCUGCAGCGUACGGGAGGAGAAUAAGACGCAGAAGGAGAGCUACAUAGCAGACUGGCACAGCGUCACCCUCAAGACCCGGCCACAGGACAGGCAGACCAUGAACAUGAACGACGACUCUCGUCGUGAGACUCUGUCUCGGCAGUGGGAGGCUCGCUCCCUGCUCCAGACCUGCCCUUCUGGGGUGUACAGAGUGGGCACAGUGGAGAGGGGGGUGAGGGAACACCAGCUCCUCCCCAAGAGGAACACCCUGCCUCUGCCCAUCUUCACCCCGGCAGAGCUGGGCAUCCGGCUGGGCCGCGGAGCACCCCACACCCUGGAGGACCUCCGCCCCUUCCCCACUCCAGAUGGAGCCUGCCCCAACAAAAGGGCCGUGGAUCAGAUCACCAAGGCCCUUCCUCCUGUCAAGCCAAUCAGGAUGGAGUUUGCCAAAGCUCCCAGAACCCUGGGCCGAUCCACCUCCCAGGAGAUCCAGAGAGGGUGAAGACGACCCACAGGAGGAGGAAACAGAAGGAGGGGAAGUUAGGGAGAGAAGUGUACAGAGAAGAGAAGGAUGAGCAGCAUGCAAGGAAAAUGGAGGGACAGAGAGAAGCGGGGAGAAGCAUAUUUAGAUGAAUAUCCUUUGUGUCAUCUUGUAGUUCUUUGUAUAGAUACCUUACACUGUAUACCUUUCCCUUACAUCAGGGAAACGGCAAAUGUCACAUGCUUAUGGAUGGUAUUUGAAUGUAGCUGGUAUUUGCUGGAUGGGAUGAUUCGUAUCUGAUGGCAUCUUCUGUGUGAUGGAGAGGUGGACACAUGCUCUGGGGGGGGGGGGGGAGGGGGGGGGGUUAUUUCAGCUGUGCCACAGCUAAUCCUCUUGCUGCCUGGAAAAGCCUAGACUGGCUGCAAGGCCUUGGGGGGUCAACUGCUCUUUGACUGAGCCCCCCCCCCUCCCCCCCAGUCCUCCACGCUGCCGAAGUCAUAGACAGGCCAAAUGCCAUUUAGAAAUGCAAAUCUGACUGCAUCACUAUGGUGUGUUCUGUCCCAAUGUCAUGCAAUGCCAUUUUCUGGCAUUGAAAUGGAAUGCAUUUUUUAUGUAUUCCAGUUGUAUGCAUUAAUUAAAGUUCACGGGUCAACAGAAAGAUCCAGAAAGUGAGGGAAGGAAUGUGCUUGGCGAAGUGAAAGGCGAGGUGAUAGAGAUAAAUAGAAAACUGUGAAGAGGAUUUGGACAGGGAGGAAGGGGGUGUCGCGGUGGGGGGGAGGGGCGAGGGUGGUAGACACACAACAGAGGGACAGUCAACGUGCUUUGGCAUCCAUCCCCGGUAAGAAUGGAGAGCUGGUCCGCCUCUGCCUAACCCUAUCACAGGCCACAGAACAGGCCGACCUGAUCCAACACAGGCAGUCCCGGUCAGGUGUGUCUGAUGGCUGCUUUGAUUGGUUGAGUCAUGCCAUUGCAGAGAUAUUGGGAACUAGCCACCGGUAAGACUUGUCCGUCAGUGAAGGGACAUUUGACUGCAUGAUCUGAUCUGCCGUGCUUAUUGUGUUCUAACUUUGAACUGUUCCUCUUCGAGUUAAUGAACAGUUAGAAGUGAAUGCUCUGAUACUUUUGUGGUACAUAUGUUGUAGCCUACUGUGUUGUGUUUCAAAUGUUUUCCUAUAGAAUUAUUUUUCUAUAAUAAAUACUAAGUUGCUUUACACUUUU
Molecule: messenger RNA, 1953 nt
Organism: Hypomesus transpacificus
Lineage: Eukaryota; Metazoa; Chordata; Actinopteri; Osmeriformes; Osmeridae
Product: titin-cap (telethonin)
Exons: 2
Coding region: 217-756 (179 amino acids)
Biological process (GO): skeletal muscle myosin thick filament assembly; cardiac muscle tissue morphogenesis; cardiac myofibril assembly
Cellular component (GO): Z disc
Molecular function (GO): structural constituent of muscle; protein-macromolecule adaptor activity; titin Z domain binding
Source: RefSeq, a predicted model, not a curated record